UAUAAUGGCGGCGCAAGGAAAAGGAAGAAUCUUUUCCAUAUUCCUCGUCUUCCUCACGCUCAACAUUUUCUGCGCCAAAAUCAAAUCCCAGUGCACCGACGGUUGCGAUUCAUUAGCUUCGUACUACGUAUGGUCAGGAUCGAAUCUCACCUUCAUAUCCAAAGUCUUCUCAACCACAGUCAACGCCGUCGUCGCCCAAAACCCCCAAAUCACGAAUCAAGACCUAAUUCAAUUCGGCAGCAGAGUAAAAAUCCCCUUCUCGUGCGGCUGCGUAAACAAUCAAUUCAUGGGCCGUCGGUUUGAUUAUCAGGUCAAACCUGGUAAUGUUUACAAAACUAUAGCGGAACUGUAUUAUUCGAAUCUCACAACGGUCGAUUUAUUGACGAGGUUUAAUACUUACCGACCUGAAAACGUACCCGUGGGCUCGAUUUUGAAUGUGAUCGUAAAUUGUUCGUGUGGGAAUCGAAGGGUGUCGGAUGAUUAUGGGUUGUUUUUAACUUAUCCUCUUCGUAUCGGCGAGAGUUUAUCGAGUAUCGGAAAUGAAUUCGGACUUUCUGAGAGCUAUGCAGGAUUUAAUCCCGGUGUCGAUUUUAGCGGUGGGAGUGGUUUGGUUUUUGUUCCGGUACGAGGUAAAAGUUUGUAAUAACAAAAUCUUGCAAGAGAAGUGUUAGUUUUUUUGAAGAAGUUGAAUUGAGUGCAAUAUAUCAGGAAUUUGUGUUUUGGAUUAGGGUUUCUAUUUAUAUUUGGUAAUUUUUGUCUCUGUCGUAGAAAUACGUGUGUCGAUAUUAGAGAUAAACGUUUUAUUUAUUU
Molecule: messenger RNA, 810 nt
Organism: Erythranthe guttata (spotted monkey flower)
Lineage: Eukaryota; Viridiplantae; Streptophyta; Magnoliopsida; Lamiales; Phrymaceae
Source: RefSeq, a predicted model, not a curated record